This is a messenger RNA of Spodoptera frugiperda (fall armyworm), 1303 nucleotides long. RefSeq lists its product as uncharacterized. The transcript has 3 exons. Lineage: Eukaryota; Metazoa; Arthropoda; Insecta; Lepidoptera; Noctuidae. The record is from RefSeq and is a predicted model, not a curated record. Bases 308 to 535 code for a protein of 75 amino acids.
GUUAUAAUUUUUUCGCGAAAGAUCCGUGUUGUAGUGACGAAGGGGGGUGGCGUGGGUUGUGGACUAAUUUGAAGUGGUAGAUGACAAGGAGAGUGUGAAUUUGAGUGCGUCGGGAAAAAAUACGCAUUAAGAAGUGUACGUUGGUUGUAACGCGUACAUACCUAGUGAGAUGUGUGGCGCAUAGUGGCGAGGCGCGUUGUUUAUCAUUACGGGUCUAUAUAAGCGUCUGAGCGGACCGGCGUGCUCAUACAUUAACGGAAUACACCACGCUAGUAGUACUCAAGCGAUUUCUUCACACUAUUUCAAAAUGAAACUGCUGAAAAUGGUUGUGUUUGCAUUCUUCGCACUCCUGGUGGUUGCAGUGAGGGCCAAUCCCCUACCUUUUGAAACUGUACAUGAGUUGGAAGAGUCGUGUGUGCGACAAGGCGGUCUCUGCGUCAUGAAGUCGGACUGCCCACCUGAGAACAUCGUGUUCCUCUCGGGCACACUCUGUCCGAAACAACAACACUUAGGCGUCACGUGCUGUUACUUGUGAGCUGAACAUGGCAGCAGCAGACUCCUUCCUCGUACUUACCCAUAGUUAAUUGCUAACGAUUUAAUACUUAAUUAGCUAUAAGGUAAUUUAAGCUCCUGUAAGAUUUACUUAAAUACUUAGUGGGCCGUGCCGUAUCAGAAACAUUUAUUUUGUUUAUAACAAGAAAAAAUUAAGAUUUAGUGUGUGUGUCCGCCUGUCCGUCCGUUCGUCACACAAGCAUAAAUAUUUGGAUAAUUGAAAUAAAAUAAAGCUAUGGAAAUUUUUCAGCUGAAGUCUUUAAAAUGUACCUAGCUUUGCAUUCAUACCCACGAAGAUUUGAUUAGACUAUUGGUAUACCUACUACUUAUUUAAAAGUAAAAAAUAGUUAAUCAGAUUGUGAGGGCAUAGUACGAGUUUGUGUUACAUUUAAUGAGAUCGAAACGAGAGCGUGUUCAGCGGUCUGAGUGGCCGGUGCGUGUGAACCAACCAAUCAGAGCACCGUACGCGCUCUCGUUUAGUUUUCCUUCAAUGUAAAGGUAACUCGUACUGAGGUUACUGUUCUUAACAAAUAGAAUGACAAUAGAAUUUCUGUUUAAUAUUUUAAUGUAUAAUGUAAAUUCAAUUCCUCUACACAUUACCUACUUACUGAACAAGGCACGGGUACCCAAACCAGUAAUAGUUACAUUUAUUAUUAUUUAAUGUUAAACAACGAAAUUGUGUUAAGAUGUAAUUUAGGUAUUAAUGUGUCAAAUUGACUUAUUUACUUAAAUAAAUGUAAGUUGAACUGUU